CUUUUCCUGUUAGAACGAGACAUCAAUAAAAUUAACUCGGAUCUCCUGUAGAUAAGAAAAAGACAAGUGAAUAUUGUCAGUGAUUCAUAUUGACCUCUCCGGUGCGGACGCAAUAUGUGGGCGCUAACAUUUAUUCUCAUUGCACUAAGUGUAACGUGCAAUGGCUAUAAGAUUCUUGUUUCGUUCCCGAUGCCAUCCAGAAGUCAUUCUAUACUCGGUGAUGGUAUUGUAAAUGCAUUAGCAAAAGCAAAUCAUCAGGUUACUUAUAUAACACCAUUCCCUAAAAAUAAGCCUUUAUCCAAUAUAAGAGAGAUCGAUAUCAGUGACAAUCAACACAUAUUUAAAGAUGACGUGAGCAAUAUACAAGCAAUAAUGGAUAAAAAAACGGAUGUCCAAAAUGUAACUAGCUUCGUGACUACAAUGGCGGAAGUGAAUUCAAAGGCUAUUGAACAUCCAAACGUACAAAAAUUCCUCAACGAUCCAAAGGAGGAAUUCGAUGUUAUUAUUAUAGAAUGGUUAUUUUAUGAGCUACUUGCUGGACUCUCCGCAGUUUUUAACUGUCCAUUCAUCUGGUUAUCGCCAACAGAUCCGCAUUCAAAAGUUUUGAAAUUGGUUGAUGAAAUCGCUAACCCGGCCUACAAUCCCGACGUGAUUUCUUCCAACUACCCACCAUUUUCAUUUACUCAGCGAGUAAAGGAGUUAGCUUUCAUGUUUGGCGGAUUGGGGCUGGAAUAUUUCACCUUAAAUCCGAUACAGUUUAAAGCUUAUGAAGAACUCUUAGUACCAAUUAUAAAAAAACGGGGCAAUAAAGUCCCACUAUUUGAAGAUGUGUUGUAUAAUGGAUCACUGAUUUUGAGUAACUCUCAUUAUUCAGUGGGGAGAUCUGUUAGGUUGCCACAAAAUGUUAUUCCAAUUGGAGGAUAUCAUAUCAGUCGUGAAGUCAAACCGCUACCAGAUAAUUUGAAAAAACUUUUAGAUAAUGCGAAAAAUGGAUUAAUAUACUUCAGUAUGGGGAGUAACUUGAAGAGUAGGCUAUUGCCAGAGGAGGUAAAACAAAGCCUACUGAAGAUGUUUGGCAGCUUAAAGUAUACAGUUUUAUGGAAAUUUGAGGAAAACCUUCCUGGAACUCCAAGUAACGUGCACAUCGUACAAUGGGCUCCGCAACCGAGUAUUUUAGCUCAUCCAAACUGCAUUCUCUUUAUUACUCAUGGUGGUCUUCUGUCAACAACUGAGACAAUUCACUUUGGAAAACCCAUCGUAGCAAUUCCAGUUUUUGCAGAUCAAUUUAACAAUGCGAAUAAUGCAGUUAGAAAAGGAUUUGGCAUAAAAGUAGAUUUGUCUUACACUAUGGCUGAUAAUUUAAAAGUUGCAAUAGAAAGCGUUCUUCAGAACCCUAAAUAUGCAGCGAAAGCCAAAGAGCUGUCAAUGAUUUAUCAUGACAGACCGGUUACACCAGACAAGGAAAUGGUACACUGGGUCGAACACGUUGUGAGAACUCGUGGUGCCCCUCAUUUGAGAUCACCAGCAUUGGACCUAGCUUGGUAUCAAAAAUUAUAUUUAGACCUUGUUGCUCUUCUAAUAGUACUUAAGGUGUUGCUGUAUUAUAUUUGUAAAAAAAUUGUUGGUCUUUUUAAGAAAGACAAAACUAAAGUUAGUAAGAAGAAGAGACAAUGAUUUGGUUGUCGUUUUUUAUUGAAAAAUGUACUUGUUGAAUUUGAUUCUUUUUUUAAACCGAUUCUUACUAAUAAUUUAAAAAUUGAAUCUCAAUUCUUAACAAACUCAUGCCACGUUUGCAAUACACGCAUGCAUUUUAAUGUAAAAUUUACUUACUCUUGUUAAUAAGUACACAUUAGAAUCCUUUAAGUUUUUUUUUACCCUUAAUGCAACGAAGUAUUAAUAAAAAAGUAUUGAACGUUACUGUACCUCGUAUGUCAAAGAACCAUUUAUUGUUUUAUUCUUAUGCCAAGAUCUAUAGAGUGCACUUAGACUUAGCUCAAACUUUACGUACGACAAACUAAACAUAAACUUUGAUUUAGUAUUUAUAGACAUUUUAACGGUGAGAAGCUAAGCACAAGCUAGGUCAGAAAAUGACAAAAUAAUGUCUCUUGGGUCAUUUUUAACUGGUGAACUAAUGAAGUAAUUUUAUGUCUAAUAAAUAAGUCCUUUUUACCAUCCAAAACUUUGGAAAAUCACAAUAAUAUUUUAACGAACAUUGAUAAAAUAAAACAUUUUUUUCGCUUCCUGUAAUGUUUGGAUAUAAGAGGUUAUCAUUCUACAGCGACGUUAAGUCUUUAGUUGUAAAACUUCAAUCAAAUUGAAAUAAAAAAUAUUUUUUAAUAAA
This is a messenger RNA of Pieris rapae (cabbage white), 2341 nucleotides long. Its product is annotated as UDP-glucosyltransferase 2-like. The record is from RefSeq and is a predicted model, not a curated record. The coding region runs from base 115 to 1674 and encodes 519 amino acids. NCBI's taxonomy places the organism in Eukaryota, Metazoa, Arthropoda, Insecta, Lepidoptera, Pieridae. Gene Ontology annotation, molecular function: UDP-glycosyltransferase activity. The transcript is spliced from 9 exons.